AUAAUAUUUCUAUUUUUUGUUACGGAAAACGGCAUAGUCUCUAUAGCUUGGUAGUGGUAAGCGUACCUACUAAACUCGAUUACGAACAAAUGAAUUCAAUAGUGAUGGAGUCUCGUAAUGUUUGAUCGAUAAAGCAGCGACUGGGUCGCAAUACACAUCUGCCGUGACCAGAACAGUCACAAUACGUUGAAGUUAACGUACACAACAAUAUAAUAUUAUGAUGGACGCGUCUUCGACCACGUCUACGAUCACGACUACGACUGCAACGACAACCACUUCGGUUGUUACGUCGUCGUCGGCACAUCCAAACGCUUCCAUCGCCACCGGAGUAGGUUCGCAAACGGCCGCCUCAGCAUUGUCCUCGGCGACGUCAACUUGCACGGCCGCAGCCAUUGCUGACGCUUUUGACAUAUUCGAUCAUAGUGGCAACAGGACCAUUGAUGUACGCGAACUGGGCACAGUACUCCGUUACUUGGGUUAUGUACCUUCGCAAGCCGACCUGAGAGAACUUGCUGUAAACGUUGAAGAUCACGAAGCGACCGGUACCGUACAUCUGGCGGCAUUUUUACCAUAUGUCGAAAAUGCUAUCAGUGAAUACAAAUAUCAGCCGGCGUCAGCGUCUGAACUGCUUAGCGCUUUUCGGGCCUUGGACCCAGAACGGAUCGGCACCGUAAGCCGUGAGUGCAUGGAGUCGGCGCUCCGUCACGAUGGAGAACCAUUCGAAGACGAAGAACUAGAAGAAAUGAUGUCUGUCGCCACCAUCGAAACGGCUGCAGGUGGCACCGUCAUACCAUACGAGCUCUACAUCAAUAAAAUCUUGGUGACAAAAUGGGACACAGAACAGUAUGGUAGUAAUACCACGACUAUUACAACCACUAACUCAAAAAUAUCCAACAGAAAAUAAUUCAUAAUAUACCUAAUUUCUACAUAAAAAAAAAUAUUAUUAACAAGUAAUUCUUA
This is a messenger RNA of Acyrthosiphon pisum (pea aphid), 960 nucleotides long. RefSeq names its product dynein regulatory complex protein 8-like. Bases 218 to 904 code for a protein of 228 amino acids. The transcript has 4 exons. Gene Ontology annotation, molecular function: calcium ion binding. NCBI's taxonomy places the organism in Eukaryota, Metazoa, Arthropoda, Insecta, Hemiptera, Aphididae. The record is from RefSeq and is a predicted model, not a curated record.